Messenger RNA from Ochotona princeps (American pika), 940 nucleotides. RefSeq names its product granzyme A-like. Gene Ontology annotation, molecular function: serine-type endopeptidase activity. The transcript has 5 exons. The record is from RefSeq and is a predicted model, not a curated record. Gene Ontology annotation, biological process: proteolysis; negative regulation of oxidoreductase activity; positive regulation of apoptotic process. Lineage: Eukaryota; Metazoa; Chordata; Mammalia; Lagomorpha; Ochotonidae. The coding region runs from base 83 to 874 and encodes 263 amino acids.
UCUGCUUUCUUGAUAUAUAGGCAGAGGCGACCAAGAACUACAAACAGGUUUUCCUGCUGAUUGAUGUGGGGACCCAGCCACAAUGAGGAACUCCUGGACCCUCUGCACUUCGGUUCUCCCCAGCAUGAUUUUCCUCCUGCUGAUUCCAGAAGGUAUGUGUGAAAGAAUUAUUGGAGGACAAGAAGUGACUCCUCAUUCAAGACCCUACAUGGCCCUCCUGAAAAAUGGAAAAAUAACCUGUGCUGGUGCUUUGGUUGCAGAAAACUGGGUGUUGACUGCAGCUCACUGUAACAUGAAUGGAUCAAGAGCCCAGGUCAUCCUUGGGGCUCACUCAGCAAGCAAGAAGGAGCCAGAGAAACAGAUAAUGGCCAUUAAAAAAAACGUUCCCUAUCCAUGCUAUGACAAUGACACACAUGAAGGUGAUCUUAAACUUCUACAGCUGAAAAAGAAAGCAAAAUUAAGCAAGAAAGUAGCUCUCCUUCCACUCCCUGGAACGGGGGAGGAUGUGAAACCAGGAACCAUGUGCCAUGUUGCAGGAUGGGGAUUGUCUAACAAUCAGUCACCUAAUACUUCUGAUAUUCUGAAAGAAGUCAACGUCACUAUCAUCAACAGAAAAAUCUGCAAUGACAACAAACACUAUGAUUUCAACCCUGUGAUUGGACUGAAUAUGAUUUGUGCUGGAAGCCCCAAAGGGGGAAAAGACUCGUGCAAUGGAGAUUCUGGAAGCCCUUUGCUAUGUAAGGGCAUUGUCCGUGGCAUCACUUCCUUUGGCAAGGCAGGGAAAUGUGGAGACCCGCGGUAUCCUGGCGUCUAUACUUUUCUGUCCCCAAAACACCUCAAUUGGAUACUCGAGACUAUGAAGAAAGCAGUUUAGAUAACUGCUUCGUUCCAUGUGCUGCCACCUUUUAAUCUUAUCAUAAAUAAAACCAACUUGUAUGGC